AUGGACAGAUAUACCAAUAGGGACCAUCCUGACUACGUUCCUGGUACAUUUAACAUCUACUCCUCUCAAAAUUUGGAGAAUGGUAUCAUAUACGAGUCGAAGUUGAAAAAGAACCCCUCAGGAGUUGUUUUGAUUCCUCAGCCAUCAUAUUCGCCCAAUGACCCGUUGAAUUGGUCCGGUUGGAGAAAGAUGGCUCAUUUUGGUCUAAUGGCCUUCAUAACUGCGUUUACUGCCGCUACAAGUAACGAUGCGGGCGCUGCUCAGGACUCCUUGAACGAAAUUUACGGGAUAUCUUAUAGUUCUAUGAACACAGGUGCAGGUGUUUUGUUUUUAGGUAUUGGUUGGUCUACUCUAUUUCUGGCCCCGUUUGCCAACUUGUAUGGGCGAAAAAUUACGUACAUCGUUUGUAUCACACUGGGCCUCUUCGGAGCUCUAUGGUUUGCCUUAGCUAAAAGAACCAGUGACACUAUUUGGUCUCAACUGUUCGUUGGUAUUAGUGAGUCUUGUGCUGAAGCUCAAGUGCAGUUAUCUUUGAGUGACAUUUUUUUCCAGCAUCAAUUGGGUUCCGUAUUAACUGUGUAUAUUAUGUGCACAAGUAUUGGUACGUUCUUGGGCCCAUUGAUUGCUGGUUACAUAUCUGCCUAUACUAACUUUCGUUGGGUUGGUUGGGUUGCAGUGAUCAUUUCAGGUGGACUUUUAGUUGCCAUUGUAUUAGGAUGCGAAGAAACAUACUUUGAUAGAGGUAGGUAUAUGACUCCGCUGACCAGCAAGCAGUCUGGGUACGAAGACGGUACCACUUUACAAAACUCAGACAAUACUCUCGUAUCUCAAAAGAAACGUCACCUCGACGCUAACCUAGCCACACGAGAGAAAGGCAUGGACAUGUCAGAAACUGCCGAAUUUGAAGUCAACAACGAAGAGGAGGUAACUAUACCAGAGGCGCGCGAAUUGAUUGAUGGGUCCAAAGAGCCUCUAAAGCCUUAUACCAAGAGAGUAGCCAUAUUUACCAAAGCUACGAAUUUGAAAGGGUAUGGUUUUAAGCAAUACUUCAAAUAUUUGAAGAUCAACCUAAGGAUGUUUUUAUUCCCGCCCGUGUGGUUGUCGGGUAUGUUUUGGGGUAUUCAAGAUGUUUUCUUGUCGUUUUAUCUAACUACUCAAGAGGACGCAUACUAUGAUCCUCCAUGGAAUUACAGUGAUUUUGGCGUUGCAAUUAUGAAUGUCCCCACACUUAUCGGGGCUGUAAUUGGUUGUAUCUGUGCUGGUAUUGUUAGCGACUAUUUUGUCCUUUGGAUGGCCCGUCACAACAAGGGUAUUCUGGAGGCUGAAUUCAGAUUGUAUUUUUCAGUUGCAACUGCAAUCAUUGGGCCUGCCGGUUUGUUGAUGUUUGGUAUCGGUACUGCUAGACAAUGGCCAUGGCAAGCUAUUUAUGUUGGAUUGGGUUUUGUUGGGUUUAGCUGGGGUUGUUCCGGGGAUAUUGCUAUGGCAUACUUAAUGGAUUGUUACCCCGAAAUGGUUUUAGAAGGUAUGGUUUGCACUGCUAUUAUCAACAACACUAUAUCAUGCAUAUUUACCUUCACCUGUUCCGAUUGGUUAGCUGCAUCUGGUACCGAGAACACCUACAUCGCAUUGGCCGUCAUUAACUUUGGUAUCACUGCUUUCGCCUUGCCAAUGUACCAUUAUGGUAAGAGAAUAAGACUGUGGACUAAGCAAUGGUACUUAGAAUCUGUCAAUUUGAGAGAUGGUGUGUAA
Molecule: messenger RNA, 1749 nt
Organism: Saccharomyces eubayanus
Lineage: Eukaryota; Fungi; Ascomycota; Saccharomycetes; Saccharomycetales; Saccharomycetaceae
Gene: HOL1
Product: Hol1p
Exons: 1
Coding region: 1-1749 (582 amino acids)
Biological process (GO): transmembrane transport
Cellular component (GO): fungal-type vacuole
Molecular function (GO): transmembrane transporter activity
Source: RefSeq, a predicted model, not a curated record